Dentiscutata erythropus is the source of this 1095-nucleotide messenger RNA. NCBI's taxonomy places the organism in Eukaryota, Fungi, Glomeromycota, Glomeromycetes, Diversisporales, Gigasporaceae. The record is from the annotation of a GenBank genome assembly.
AUGGGAUUACUGGUAAAAGUUAUACUUACGUUGAAUUUAAACAUGAAUCGAAAAAGUUUGCUGCAGGAUUGCAAGAUAAAUUAGAAUUCAAACAUGGGGAUGUCUUAGCGAUAUGUUCACCUAAUCAGAUUGAUUACUCUAUUGUACUCUUGGGAACGAUCGCAGCCGGCGGGAAAGUAACGACUGCUAAUCCAAAAUACAGAGCAACUGAAUUAUCAUAUCAACUAACUGACUCAGGUGCAUCUGUUCUGAUCGUGCAUCCAGAAUUUCUUGAAACUGCCAUUGAAGCUUCAAUUGAAGCAAAAAUCCCCACAUCCAGAGUAUUAUUGUUUGGUGAUGAAGAAAUAAAAGGGUACAAGCCUUAUCACUCUGUUUUAAUCGGUGAUCGUGAAAUUGAGCCGGUUUCUUAUACUUCCGAAGAAGCAAGAACAACGACCGCUUAUUUACUUUAUAGUUCCGGUACAACUGGAAAGCAAAAAGGUGUCGAAAUUACCCAUACAAACAUGAAUGUUAGUUUAGCUCAACUUAUCGGUAUUAAUUGUGACCUUGGGCCACACAGUAUACUUAUGGGAAUUUUGGGUGCUACUACGAUCGUUCUUUCAAGCUUCAGUGUAGAAACAUUUUGUAAAGCAAUUCAAAAAUAUAGGAUCAAUUAUAUUCAUGCUGUUCCACCAAUUAUCCUUAAACUUGUCAAUGUCUCUGUAGUUCAAAAUUUUGAUAUAUCAAGUGUAAAUAUGAUCAUAAGUGCGGCAGCACCAUUAAGUGCUGAAUUAGAAAAAAAGUUUAAUGAGAAGUUUAAAGUGCCGGUUUUGCAAGCUUAUGGCCUUACUGAAACGAUUUCAGUAUCGCAUUAUCCUGAUACAAAGAACAUAAAUAAUUCAGCUCCAGGUUCUAUUGGAUUUCUUCUUCCGAAUUUGAAAGCUAAAAUAUUGUCAGAGGAUGGUGACGAAUUGGGAUAUAAUAAACCUGGAGAAAUGUGGGUUCAUGGACCAAAUGUUACAAAAGGUUAUCUCAAUAAUAAAGAAGCUACAAAUGCUGUCUUUGACAAAGAUGGAUUUUUAAACACGGGAGAUAUUGCAUCUAUCGACGAACAAG